UCGGAUGCCCAUUCGUUUCUUCAAUUCUUCUCUCCUGGUCUGCUUUAUUUAUCCUUAUUUUGUCUUGCCUGUCUACUCUCUGUCUUUCAAAAUUCUCCGAGUGAGUGAAACGCAGCUACUCAGAAGGAGUGACCUCUUCUGCUCUCUUCCUGUCAUGGCAGAGCUUCGCCGGAACUCGGCUUUCAUCUUGCUUCUGUCCACCUUCUUACAGUCUCUUCUCAUCGCAAACUCCCAGUCUUUUAUCGGUGUAAAUUAUGGCCAAGUCGCUGAUAAUCUCCCCCCUCCGGCUGCGACGGUAAAUCUGCUCCAAUCGACCUCGAUCGGAAAAGUCAGAUUGUUUGGCGCCGAUCCUGCGAUCAUCAAAGCUCUUGCCAACACGGCAAUCGGCAUCGUAAUUGCCGCGGCGAACGGCGACAUACCCCCCUUGGCCUCCGACCCUAACUUCGCGAAGCAGUGGAUCAACUCCAACGUCCUCCCCUACUACCCCGCCAGCAAAAUCAUCGUCAUCAACGUCGGCAAUGAGGUCAUGACCUCUGGCGAUCAGAAUCUGAUCUCGAACCUCUUGCCGGCGAUGCAAAAUGUCCAGAACGCCCUGAAUGCAGCAUCUCUGGGCGGCAAGAUCAAGGUGUCCACCGUCCAUUCCAUGGCGGUCUUGGCACAAUCUGAUCCACCAUCUUCGGGAAUGUUCCAUCCUGAAUUAUUCGAAACGCUGAAAGCAAUGCUGGGAUUUCUGCAAGAUACGGGUUCGCCUUUCACCAUCAACCCAUAUCCCUUCUUUGCGUAUCAGAGCGAUCCUCGGCCGGAAACUCUAGCCUUCUGUCUUUUCCAGCCCAAUGCUGGCCGAGUCGACUCGGGAACCAACAUCAAGUACAUGAAUAUGUUCGACGCGCAGGUUGAUGCCGUCCGAUCUGCCUUACUGCGGGCGGGAUUCAAGGACGUAGAGAUUGUGAUCGCGGAGACAGGGUGGCCUUACAAAGGAGACAGCAAUGAGGUAGGGCCCAGCGUGGAGAACGCCAAGGCGUACAACGGCAAUUUGAUCAAACACCUGAGGUCAAUGGUUGGAACCCCACUCAUGCCUGGCAAGGCUAUCGAUACUUAUCUCUUUGCAUUGUACGACGAGGAUUUGAAGCCCGGGCCGGGUUCCGAGCGGGCAUUCGGACUUUUCAAACCCGAUCUCACCAUGACAUACGACGCCGGUCUGUCUAAGAGCAGCCAGACGACCCCAACUCCAACAACUCCAGUGAAUCCAUCUCCACAACCAAAGCAAACAGUUUGGUGUGUGCCAAAGGAUGGCAUUUCUGAUGCCCAAUUGCAGUCAAAUCUUGACUAUGCUUGCGGCCAUGGCAUCGACUGUGGUCCACUCCAACCGGGCGGCGCUUGUUUUGAACCAAACACUGUGGCAGCACAUGCUGCUUAUGCCAUGAAUCUCUUCUACCAAAAUGCAGGACGGAAUCCCUGGAACUGUGAUUUCUCACAGACGGCAACUCUUACAUCCAACAAUCCUAGUUACAAUUCUUGCAUCUACCCUGGUGGAAGUACCUGAAAAGGGAAAGAACUUUCUCCGAUUGUUACAGAAUAAAGUUGAAUAAAGCGUGGUUGCAUAAUUGGCGGUUCUUAUUCUUGGCCUGGUGGGUGCAUGGGAAGGUACAUCCCCUUUAAUUGGGUGGAGGAGAAUUCUCUCCCUAUCCUUUUCUCUAUCUUGUAUUAUUAAUUGACAACGGAGGGAGAUGUGGGAAAUGAGUAGGUUGUAAUGAUUUUGAUAGAAAUGUUAGUGAUAUAGAGGAUAGGUUUUUUUAUGUAUAGCAGCUAUAGCUGUACGCUUGUACCAUGCUUCACAUAUAUAUAUAUAUAUAUAUUUAUGCGAUGUUAAAAGCAGCCUUUUCUGAA
Molecule: messenger RNA, 1887 nt
Organism: Nelumbo nucifera (sacred lotus)
Lineage: Eukaryota; Viridiplantae; Streptophyta; Magnoliopsida; Proteales; Nelumbonaceae
Product: glucan endo-1,3-beta-D-glucosidase
Biological process (GO): carbohydrate metabolic process
Molecular function (GO): hydrolase activity, hydrolyzing O-glycosyl compounds
Source: RefSeq, a predicted model, not a curated record